UCUACACUCUACACUAUACUUACUAUUGUAUACAACACCAACACCAUCCAUGAACCUCCACCAUGCCUAUCACCACAUCCACCACUUCUUCAACUCUGCCUCCUCCAUCCUCUCCCACCAAAUACCACCAAUCACCCGAUAAACAAAAUAAUAAUAAUAACAAUACCCCAACUCUCCUCCGCCGCAAAUCCACCAUCCACCACCUCCGCCACUGGCUCUCACAACACCUGCCCACCCCCUCAUCCUCACCCACACCAACAUCUCCCAACACCAAACUUCUUUCGAAAUCCAAAUCCAAACCCAACCUCCGCACCACCAAGCAACCCACCUACCGUUUGCAUGCAGCAGCAGCAGCACCACCACCGAUCCCCAAAACCAAAACCAAAACCACACAACACCGCCCCCGCCCCAAAUCCACAACACCAUCCAGCUUCUCAACCUCCAUCUCGGCCUCCAGCUCAUCCAGCUCCCCGACCCCAUCAACGGAGAAUCUGAAUACAGAAUACGCGGCCUACUGCCGAGCAUUUUCAUCGGGCCUGACGGCAGAAAGCUACCGGUACGCGGACUGUCCACAGCAGCACAAGCACAACACCCACUCGAAUGUACAAAUCCCAACAGAAGCAGAGGCACUAUUCACACACACAAACUUUAGCCCCCACGCAAAAGCAAAACCCGUAUCAGAACCGGAGAAAGACGCAGACGCAACCCAAGAUCCCAGCCGUCCCAUUCCCAAUCCCAAUGACCACGCAACUGUCAUCAUUACCAACCCACCCGCAUCAUGCCACGAGCAGCACCCACAGCACGCAAACGGUGCAGAAAACGAAAAAUCGGAAACGCGGCCGGAUUCUACAGGAGGAACACCCCCCCAAGGCAGCAAACAUAGGAAACCACGGACAAAACCCUGGCGGAUAGGCGAGGUUUAUCGGCCGGAGGAUAUUUGGAUGUUGAAUGCUGGCCCCGAUACACAGGAUCGUCUUGAUCAUGAUCAGGAGGAUCGAGAGAACCACCAUGACCAUGACCAUGAGAACCGACCGUAUUACGGCAGGAAGGAAGAUUGGGAAAUAGAGGAUACGGGUGGAGAUACGACAACAAACUCAGAGAUGGAUAUGGGGAUAGGGAUAGAACACCUGAAGAAAGAGGACCGCACCUCUACCUCCAAGGAAAGAAACAGAAACACUACGAACAACAACAACAACAACACAAAGGAUACAGAACCUAAUCUAGAAGGCGAAGAGGGUACAACCACAACCACAACCACAACCACAACCACCCCCGGACAACACCACGCGACCAAAACCCCAGAAGAACCUAUCAUCCCAACCCCAAACAUCCAAACCCAGACACAAACCCAAACCCAAACCCAAGAAAUCCUCCACUGGAUACGUCACCGCUACUCCCUCGACGACGACGCAGGCGAACGCCAAGGAUUUCAUCACCCCGAGUACCGGCGCGAGCAUGCAAAUGUCCAGAAAGAAACCGAUUCAGAUACCGCCUCAGACACAAACACAAAUGCAACAGCAACAAACCACCACCUCCGUCCGCGCCUCUCCCCUCCUCUUCGGGUCCUCACCCCCGCUCGAUACGAACAAGCCCGUCGGCAAGCAACACAAAAACAACAGCUAUUGGGCGCGAAUGCGUCCGCGAGGCGAGACGGCGAGACGGGAGGCAAAGGUCUAAGAACUAAGAAGCAGGCGAACAACAGAAAGCAGCAUGCCGAUAUGGUCGGUGGUGAGGGCGGCCAGACAAACCUACGGGGCAAUCUGGGCUUACAACCUCUCCAAUGUGUGUCACCGGCACGCCAAACAGAAAGAAUGUCCAGUCCAGUCGGGUAUGCAAUCGCCGGGGGCAAUAUGGCUUUUCUUCUUUUCUUUUUUUUUUCUGUGUAACCACACUCACACGGCCAAUGGGAUCUACUGGAGGGAAAGAAGGUAGGCGUUGUAGAACACAAGGCACAAGAAAGAAAGCGGAGAACAGGGGUAUCCUGAGUAUUCUAUUACAUACAGCCUAGGCCAAUACAACAAUAAAGGAAAUUCCUCUUUCGGACAUC
Aspergillus homomorphus CBS 101889 is the source of this 2047-nucleotide messenger RNA. RefSeq lists its product as uncharacterized. The transcript has 2 exons. The record is from RefSeq and is a predicted model, not a curated record. Bases 63 to 1886 code for a protein of 607 amino acids. Lineage: Eukaryota; Fungi; Ascomycota; Eurotiomycetes; Eurotiales; Aspergillaceae.